UUCAUUUCUAAUACAUGUACGUUAAGCAUUCACGAUAUAGUCCACUGAGACGUGUUCAAACACGUUUCCCCGCCUGUAAAUAAACGCCGUAGGCGGCAGUUGUUUGUGGACGUAAAAACCCUCCAAAAUCAUGAAGCAGACGAACUCUUGCAAAUCCGAAAGCAGUUGACGUUUUACUACCACAGCAGCUAGUCACUCAUUUCCUAUUGUCCGUCCUGUUGUGUUAUUUUUUUCCUAUACAAGUAUUUACCAAAGUGUUACAUUACAAGAACAUGGAUACUCAAGCUGUGAUGCUACGUGAAGAAAUUCGAAUGGAAGAACCGGCGCGUAAACGUUUUUGCCCAGAUUACUUAGCAGCCGAAUUAAGUGGUUCCUCUUGCAAUGCAGAUGUAGAUGUAAACGACGAGGAAAACGACAAAGAAUCUGUUUAUUCAUGGCAGAGCUAUGAAACAGCUUGGGCAGCUGAUUCUGGUGAUGAUUGGAAUUUCUCAGAGGAUGAUGAAUCUCUAACAGAAUAUGAAAUCGUUGAUGAAAACAGUACAGUUCUAGAAUCUCCAUGCAGUGAUUCAUCAAGCUCAACUGAUGUUCCUAAUAUUCAUUUCCCUGAAGGUCUUUUGCCAUCCCAUAUGACUGAAAGCAGUUCCUCCUUUAGCGACGAAUCCGGUUGGGACGAUCCCAACGGUGAAACGAGUAGUUAUUUUGAUGAUAGAUCUCAAUCACAAACCAGUUGGAAAUGCCUGGAAUGCAGAGCACCGACAUCAGCUCCACGCAAUUUUUGCUUCACUUGCUAUCAGAAGCGGAAAUCGAGCAGACCGCCACGUCCAGUUAGGAGGUCUAAGAAGCCUGGGAGAACCAAAACAUCUGGUUCUUCUCACACCGACGACUGCGAAAUGGUAAUUUCGUCACCUGGCAUUUCGAGCGAUAACAUAUGCACAGUUUGUCAUGUUGAGGUACGAAAUGGUGCCUUCGUUCACAGAAAAACAGCCCACGUUGCAGCUUGUUAUGCAUGUACGUUGAAAAUAUCCAAAAAACCCAACGCCAAGUGUCCUAUUUGCCGCCAGUCCAUUCAGAACACGAUAAAAAUUUUCUUCAAUUAAAAGUCGGCACUUCAAAUUAUUUUUUUAAACUCAGAAAGUUCAUUUUCUUAAAAAAAAAAACUAAAAAACAAAAACAAAAGAAAAAUAUCUAAUUAUAAAAUACAUUUAGUUAAUGUCUUGAA
Daphnia carinata is the source of this 1219-nucleotide messenger RNA. RefSeq names its product E3 ubiquitin-protein ligase Mdm2-like. The record is from RefSeq and is a predicted model, not a curated record. Lineage: Eukaryota; Metazoa; Arthropoda; Branchiopoda; Diplostraca; Daphniidae. The transcript is spliced from 5 exons. The coding region runs from base 273 to 1097 and encodes 274 amino acids.